UAUGGCGUCAACACACUGCCAACAUGACCGCUGUGGACGCUGCUCUAGCGUUCCUUCGAUGCCACGAGCUUUUUCGCGCUGCUGCGAGCUUCCAAGAUGGCUCGUACCACGACAUUGUACGUUUUCGGCGGCUUCCCUUGCCUAUUCCACCAGCACCGUCAACGCCUUCGUUGCCUCAUCACUACAUUGGCGGGUACCUGCCUCACUUUCCCAUGUUGUGGACCCAUUCCAACCCACUUGACGAGAUUGGAACACCGACACCAGCAAUUGCCAAUGCUCCGACCACAUCUUGCCUUGAUAUUGACGGGGCUGGAUUUGACAGACUCCACGACGUACUCGGUCCAUGGCUCGAGGAGUUUGGGACGUCUCGUCUGGCAAUGGUCGUGAAUGCAAUACCACAUCUUGAACAUGUGCUUCUGGGAUAUGCUGCUAUGUAUGGCCAGGUAUCUACGCUGCGGUACCUCCACGACCACAAUCAACUACUCUUGCACAGUGCCACUAGUACCUACUCCACCCACGCGUUGAACGUUGGCAUUUUGUUCAAUCAACUGGAAGUGGUGCAGUUUUUGCAUGCGAAUUGCCCUGGUAUGACAUGCACCAAAGAAGCCACGGACGGGGCCGCAGGGAUGGGCCACUUGAAGAUGGUGCAGUGGGUACACACUCAUCGCAAGGAAGGGUUUUCAAAAAUGGCCAUGACAAGUGCAGCGGCGAAUGGACAUUUGAACGUCGUGCAGUUCCUACAUGCCCAUCGAAAAGAAGGUUGCACAACUCAGGCGAUGGACAACGCUGCGUCCAAUGGCCACGUGGAGGUCGUCCAAUUUCUGCAUGCUAACCGUCCAGAAGGCUGCACGACUGUCGCCAUGGACGAAUUUGCACGGCAAGGCAACCUCGAGAUCGUCCAAUAUUUACACGCAUCGCGAUUCGAGGGAUGUACGACCCAAGCCAUGGACAACGCUGCAUCCAAUGGCCAUCUGGAGGUCGUCCAAUUUUUGCAUGCCCAUCGCACAGAAGGCUGUACGACCCGGGCGAUGAAUGGCGCGAGUGCUCGGGGCUGUUUGGAGAUCGUGCGUUGGCUGCAUUGGAAUCGACGAGAAGGCUGUACGACCUACGCCAUGAACCAAGCAGCGAAAAAUGGCCAUUUAGAAGUGGUGGCGUUUCUGCACGUUCACCGGUCCGAAGGCGCCACGACCGUGGCAAUGGACAGCGCGGCCGAAAACGGACACUUGGAAGUUGUGAAAUUUCUACACACCCAUCGAAGCGAAGGAUGCACGUCGUAUGCCAUGGAUAGUGCAUGUCGAAAUGGCCAUUUGGACGUGAUUCAAUGGUUGCACGAACAUCGAUGGGAGGGUUGUACGACCCGUGCCAUCGACAUGGCCGCAAGUCAAGGCCAUCUGGAGGUCGUCCAAUGGCUCGUGCAGCAUCGAUCCAAGCAACGAUGCACCACCUUUGCACUGGACAAAGCGUCUCAAAAUGGCCAUCUGGCAGUCGUCGCAUACCUAUCGCAGCAACUCAUGCGGGAUUGGGAGCCACGAGUCGGAAAAUGCGCCGGGGUUUGCUAGCUUUUGAAUCAAGGAAUGAUGCCUGUGAUAGUAUGACUGCUUCUCAAUGCAUUCAUUAGAGAUCGUAAACUAGAUAUCCAGCGUAAGCAAGGUCGAAUUUUGGUUUGGCUAUUGGAAACGAGGGUGUAUCGUAACACUAGUACAAGGCAAA
Aphanomyces astaci is the source of this 1710-nucleotide messenger RNA. RefSeq lists its product as hypothetical. The transcript has a single exon. Bases 24 to 1559 code for a protein of 511 amino acids. Gene Ontology annotation, molecular function: protein binding. The record is from RefSeq and is a predicted model, not a curated record. Lineage: Eukaryota; Oomycota; Saprolegniomycetes; Saprolegniales; Verrucalvaceae.